GCAACACAGCCACGCCACCUUGCACGGGACGGAAGUUUUCAUCUCAGCACUUUGGAUGAAAUCCAGGAAGCAAGUCAAGGAAGCAUGAAAUGAUUCUUCAAAAAGAGCUGAAUGUUUUUAAAUGCGUUGGUUUGGCUGGAAUUAAGAGUAAAACAUAUCUUCAAAAUCUAUGUUUUGGUUCAUCAACGAGAAAUAAAGACAAGCAGACAAGCAGUCGAUCUCUCAAUGGUCAUCAGGACAGUAAAGUCUUUGGUGGAGAACAAUUUGAACCAGACUACAGCUGCGUAAAAUUAACUGGAAAUUGGGAACAUGAAUGCAAAACAGCUGUGCUCAACAACAUGCUUGUGUUCCGAAACUUCAUCUCUGAGGCCGAGGAAGAAGGCAUCAUGGCAGAAAUCGGUCCGUAUCUGCGAAGGAUGAGAUACGAAUUCGAUCAUUGGGAUGAUGCGAUUCACGGAUUCCGGGAGACGGAGCGGCUCCACUGGCUUCCGCAGAACGAGCGGGUGCUAGAGCGGGUGCGGCACCUCGCGAUGCCACCCGGCACACCUCCGCUGAAGCACGUCCAUGUGCUGGACCUGGCCGCCGACGGCGUCAUCAAGCCGCACGUCGACAGCGUCCGGUUUUGUGGCAGCGUUAUCGCGGGCGUCAGCCUGCUGUCGGACGCCGUGCUGAGACUGGUGAGCUGCGCAGAGCCGACGCGCUGUCUGGACGCGCUGCUGCCGCGGCGCUCGCUCUACAUAAUGCGGCACACGGCGCGCUACGACUACACGCACGAAGUGCUGUCAGAAGCGGAGUCGCGUUUCGCCGGCCAGUUGGUGCCGAGGCGCCGACGGAUCUCCAUCAUCUGCCGCAACGAGCCAGCGCCGGCCGCCGCCGACCAGUGACCGGGCCCCGGGGCACCCUCGGGCCACGGUCUCGCAGACCCCCGCCGUCGGGCCUCACGACGGGGGUGUCUGGCCUCACUUAUCUACGCGGGCCGGGCCACGCCGGUGCCACACGGCGCGCCCGAACCCGCGGAGAUGUGUAGAUGAUGGUGGUCUGGUAGGUGGAUGACGACGGUACCAGGGGGGUGCCAGUCCCCCGGCGCCACCGGAACGGCUGCGAGACGGCGGGGCCGCAGGGCGCCAGCACCACGGCACCCCGCACGUCGGGGGCAGUUCGGACUCCAUUUGGUUUGCUUGUGCAGCUUGCGGGCCGCACAUGCCUGGGGUCGGCCAUGGCUGGCCUUCCCCCCACCGUCCACCGCGGGGAGGCGGAGUCCUCUGGACGGACAACAACAACAACCAGUGACCGGGCCGCCGCCGGUUUAGCGCUCUCGUCUUCGUUAUCGCUGUUUCGGGUGCCGUUGUGAUUGGUUUCGUGUGCUGUUGUGACUCUCCGAAUGGAUAGCCUUAGAAAGAUGCGUGAAACGGCAAUUGCAUGCUUUCAAGAAUAUAUAAACCUAAUGCAUA
Molecule: messenger RNA, 1451 nt
Organism: Amphibalanus amphitrite
Lineage: Eukaryota; Metazoa; Arthropoda; Thecostraca; Balanomorpha; Balanidae
Product: alpha-ketoglutarate-dependent dioxygenase alkB homolog 7, mitochondrial-like
Exons: 2
Coding region: 90-884 (264 amino acids)
Biological process (GO): DNA damage response; fatty acid metabolic process
Cellular component (GO): mitochondrial matrix
Source: RefSeq, a predicted model, not a curated record